Messenger RNA from Geodia barretti, 1120 nucleotides. Lineage: Eukaryota; Metazoa; Porifera; Demospongiae; Tetractinellida; Geodiidae. The record is from the annotation of a GenBank genome assembly.
AAACAUGUUUAGUGCCACAACACAGCCCCAACAGCCUCGUUCAAAUAAAAGUGACCACACAAACUGAAUAGAUCACAAAAUCACUUGUCACCGAAAGAAAAAAUGGGAGCUGUUCUAAAGGUUAUACUGCAAGCUACACUAGCUGUAAUGAUGAUCUGUUCGCUGACUGCAGCCCAUUCUCUGGAGAAAGACCCAAGCAAUACUAGUGGUGAUGGAGAAACCCACACCUGUCCACAAGUGGAGCCCCUGAGAGGAAGAGACGGCAGAGACGGGAGAGAUGGUGUGAGGGGAGAGCCAGGAGCCCAGGGACCAAAGGGAGACAGAGGUCUGCCUGGUCUUCCAGGAGAACAGGGUCCACAAGGUCCUGAGGGUCAGAACGGCAGUGAUGGUGGGAAGGGAGAGAGAGGAGCAAAGGGAGACAGAGGAGAGGCCGGAUUACAAGGUCCUCAAGGUUUGCCUGGUGAACAGGGUCCAGCAACAGGAGGAGGAACAGUCUACACUCGCUGGGGGAGGACCUCAUGUCCCUCGGACCAGGGAACAACACUAGUCUACUCUGGAAGAGCUGGGGGGUCUACCUGGAGUACUAAAGGAGGAGCAGCUAACCUCAUCUGUCUGCCAGAUGAUCCUGAGUACUCACUGUAUGCAGCUGGAGUUCAGAAUAAUAGUCCCCUCACGGGAGCACAGUACAGAGCCUUAGGCCAGCCAUUUCAAACUAAACAUGCCCAUAACAUACCGUGUGCAGUUUGUUGUACCUCCAUCAGAAGUAAACUACUAGUGAUACCUGCCAAACUGAGCUGCCCUACCAACUGGACAAUAGAGUACAAUGGAUACCUCAUGGCAGGUCGUCAAAGUGAUGAUAUACACACCCUAUUUGAGUGCAUCGAUGGUCAACCAGAGUCUGUUCCUGGACUGAAUGGAGAUGACGGUGGAAAUGCUCAGUACUAUCACAUGGAGGCAACCUGCAAUAGUCUUAAUUGUCCUCCUUAUGAUAAUGAGAAGGAGGUGACAUGUGUUGUCUGCACUCAGUGAUGAAAUGAACACUGAGCUAGUGACUAAAACUGUAGCAUAAACAUAAUAAACUUGAAGGUAGAUUUUUGGUGAACAUGUAACUUGACAACAU